This is a messenger RNA of Centruroides sculpturatus (bark scorpion), 1507 nucleotides long. RefSeq names its product protein FAM172A-like. Bases 205 to 1245 code for a protein of 346 amino acids. Gene Ontology annotation, molecular function: siRNA binding. The record is from RefSeq and is a predicted model, not a curated record. Gene Ontology annotation, biological process: regulatory ncRNA-mediated heterochromatin formation. The transcript is spliced from 11 exons. Lineage: Eukaryota; Metazoa; Arthropoda; Arachnida; Scorpiones; Buthidae. Gene Ontology annotation, cellular component: nucleus.
AUUCCAGUCCAUUCCGAAAUUUAAUACCAUAAUUAUGUUUCUAAGAAUUAAAAUAUAAUAAUUAUAUCAAUUUAUUUAAUAUUAAAAAUUUUUUAAACAUCUUUAAUUAUUUCAAGGUUAAUAUCAGUAGAUGGCGGUAUUUGUUUACUUUCGUUAUCGAAUCCACGAGUGUGCGAGUACAGAAAAUAAAUUUGUGUAACUUUUAUGAUUUUGACAAAUGUGAAGAUAAUAGCAUUGUUAAUUUUUCAAAAUUUAAUGAUGAGUUCUUCCAAUGAAAAUAUUUUAUCAAAUAAAUACUGUGAAAAAGAAGACAUGAAUUGCUUUAUUAAUGAAUUUCCUAAAACAAUCAAAGAAUUUGGUUAUUAUUUUAAUGAAUAUGGCCAACUUCGACAUAGUAAGACAAAUGAACCAUUCAAAUUUGAAGUAAAAGAGGAAGAUUAUGAUUAUAAUCAAAGACAUUAUGAAAUAUUAGGUGAAUUGGUAACAGACUAUGUAUAUGAACUACUGAUUAAUGACACAGGAUUGGUAAAAAAAUAUAUACCAUUUGAUGCUUCCUCUGAUGAACCUCAGACCUUUGUAUUCAUGAGCAAUGACGUAGUAAAAAAUCAAGAUAAAUUAUUAGUAUUAAUACAUGGCAGUGGAGUUGUGAGAGCAGGACAGUGGGCACGCAGAUUAAUUAUCAAUGAUUGUUUGGAUAGUGGAACACAAUUGCCAUUUAUUAAAAGAGCACAAGGUUUAGGUUUCAGUGUGGUUGUUUUGAAUACAAAUGAUAAUUAUAAGGAAAUAAACAAUCAAAAAGUUUAUAUCAGAGGAAGUGAAAAUUCUGAUAAUCAUGCUUUAUAUGUAUGGAAAAAUAUUAUUCAGAAGACUCCUGCUAAAAAUAUUGCUAUAAUUGCUCAUAGUUAUGGAGGAGUUGUAACAAUGAAUUUGCUCAAUAUGCUUGGUGAAUCAUUUCAAAACCGCGUAUUUGCCAUUGCAUUGACAGAUUCUGUACAUAGCCUUAGUCAUCAGAAAGUGAAUAGUCAAGCCAUACAAUGGUUGCAAAAGGUGGCUCGUAAUUGGGUUUCCAGUUCACAACCAUUGGACACUCCACUCAGAACUGACCAGUAUGAAGUUCCAUGUGUAUCUGCUGGUGAUAAAAGACACGAAAUGACGUCUUGGUCAAGUUUUGCAUCAAUUUUUGAAUUCCUAGAUCAUAAAUAUCAAAAAUCAAUCUUAAACAAAGUUAAGAAAACAAAAAAUUGAGGCAAAACAGUUGCAAGUUUUUUUUAAAAGCAAAUAAAUGCACACAUUAAAAUUUUUAAGGUAUUUUUUUAAAAGAGUAAUUAGACAUUGCCAGAAAUAUUAAAAGUUUUAAAAGCUUAAAUUGUUACUGCUGAUAGUUUGUAUAUUAGAUGAUAACACUUAGGAUCAGAUUUUUAUAUUUUUAACAAUUUUAAAAACUGUGAUCAUUUUAUAUUUGUUAUACUUUAUGCAUUCCUAUGUUUUAUGAAUUUAAAGAACACAU